This is a messenger RNA of Kockovaella imperatae, 2191 nucleotides long. RefSeq lists its product as hypothetical. Lineage: Eukaryota; Fungi; Basidiomycota; Tremellomycetes; Tremellales; Cuniculitremaceae. The coding region runs from base 83 to 2113 and encodes 676 amino acids. The record is from RefSeq and is a predicted model, not a curated record. The transcript has 4 exons.
UUAUUAGCUUGACAUUUCAGCUGGCGGUGACGUCGGAAUUAGAUCGGAUGAUCAGAAUGAUAGUCACGUGACUGGCCAAAAAAUGUGUUGCGACGUCCUGGCGAGUCUCUCUCAUAGCGUCCACGACCCUCGACGGGUGAUGAGGGGACAGCUACGGCAACAAGCAGCUAGAUCAUGUCUGGGAGAUCAGACAUGCCAUCUAGCUCGAGCUCCACCCUUUCGGUUAUUCUCCUGUACACCCAUCUCAGCUCAUCCAGGGCCCAUUGAAGGCCGUAACCUCAGUUUUGACGCAGCGUACAAACCAAAGUGGAAACCAAAGCUCCCAGCUUCGACCGCCUACCAGUAUUUUGAGACGUCAGACUCGGAUCGCAAGAAUGGGCAGAGUAGCGGCCGAUUUACUCCCUCUGUCGACCCUGCGACCGGGCUUGAGCGGUCCUUCAUCUUCGACCUGGACACUGUUCCUGGGGACGAGACACUUCGAGAUACGAGGUUGAAGAUCUUUCGAGAACAGUUGGAGGAACGGAAAUCGCUUGCGAGAGAGCUGAAGGAGGCUACUUGGUUCAGUGAUCCGUACUGGCGGAUGAUGAAGUCCCCGCCACGGAAGUGCUUCGUGACAUCGGCUGUGCUGCCAACUGAUUUUCUCAUUCAAUUCAAGCCUGUGUUGGCACCGGGCGACUCGACCGCAAGCCAGACGACUGCAGGCGAUGUGGAAGAGACGGAGGUAGAUGAUGUUGAUUUCGAAGCCGAGGACCACCAGAGUAGUGACCAGGAUAUGUCUCCUCAGUCUACUCACUCAGUGACGUCGACAAGGCCGCGUAAGGGCUUUACACUCCAGCCGAGCCACGGAACACAGGAUGACAGCGAAAACGUCAGUAAUGCAGUCUCACUCCCCCGAAAGAAAUACAAUCCGGCGCGGACAAUCCUGCUCCCGCAUCGCAUCCUCCAUCCCCGGUUUGCUCCAUCGCGAGGAGGAAGUUCGCUGUAUGCGACAUCUAGACGAGAGAUCGUCGCUCACCUGCCUUUGGAAGGCCGUCAUAAAUCUCAUUUAUCGAAGCUUGCUCGCAACUUGACGGUUCCUCCCAACCUCACGGAGAUCAUUGAUUCGCAAUUACAGGACCGUAUCGUACAAGAGUUGAGACUUCUCUUCGAUCGGAUACGGACGUCGAGCGACAGACCCAAUGGACAGUUGCGGGACCCUGUCCCGGAGACCCUCACGAGCGGCCUUGACUUUCAAAGUUACCAGAAAUCAUCAGCGGACCAUGUCUCGCAAGAGGAGCAUCCAGCCGAUGGAACCACAGCCGCUGGUAUACCACUGGAUAUCCCACCAUAUGCCAAGGUCAAUGACCUGGAUCCAAGAUGGAUGUUGAAAUUGAAUGGAAGUCGAAAUGUUUUACAUCGCCUAUCUUUAGAAGAUGAACGAAUGGUCAUGAACGGUCAUGGCUACAUGGCACCGGAUACAAUAGCCAUUAUCGAUAUCGGCAACGUCGAUUUCGAGCCCGCUCAGCCUGCCGACACGCAGGUUGAGGUGGGGAUCACUGAGCCAUUGGAGGAGGUGGAAGAACGUAGGAGCGCUCAGUCUGCCAAAAGGAGACGUCCGCUCCAAAAUGAAGAUUUUCAUGCACAGGGACCUCGACUCUACCCUUUGACGACGGAAGGACACUUGGGAACGGCUCCGGUACUUACCAUGAUAUCUGGACCCAAGGGGGAUAUCCCAAUAUUCCACUUGCGAAACAUACUCCCCGCCGAACACCUCACCUCUGCUCGAGAUCUCAUCGACGCCAUCCUCGCUUUCGAAGUCGUCAUCAAGGCACGAACUGAAAGUCGUGUGAUGGACGGGUCUUCCCUCAAAUCGCACUCGUCUGCCAGCCCUGACGGUAUUGACAAUGCAACUGCAGAGGAACUCACCGACAUAGAUCAACAGAGCUCGAAGCCAACCAGUCACGAGCCGAAAUCCGUCUUGCUCGCUCUGAAUAGUUGGAUAGCCCCGCGUGGAUUGGUCGGGCGAAGGGGUGAUCUAGGUAUUGCUCUGUUCAUCGCUCUGCAAAGGAUAAGGCUAUGGAAUGGCGGCGGAUGGAAGACAAGGUAUCGCAAUCGACUCGAUCAAGACGUAUAAUCGGGAUACACCGCGUAGCGUAUUCAGAGAAUCGCAGUGUAGAAUACGUUUCACAUGCCAUGACCAGACAAUGUGGGA